Messenger RNA from Rhizophagus irregularis DAOM 181602=DAOM 197198, 739 nucleotides. NCBI's taxonomy places the organism in Eukaryota, Fungi, Glomeromycota, Glomeromycetes, Glomerales, Glomeraceae. The record is from RefSeq and is a predicted model, not a curated record.
UUUUUCUGCGUUAUCGCCGGUACGAUACUGCGCAAAGUUUCAAGAAUUCGGCACGUGAAGAUGCUUAUGCCGGAAAAAUUAUUUGAUAUACUAUAGCACCUGAAGUUUUUAUUUAAAAAAGCAGACUUUUAAAUCUGAUAUUUAUAGUAUUGCAAUGCUCAUGUGGGAAAUUUCUUCUGGACAACCACCAUUUAUUAAUUAUGAACAUAAUUAUUAUCUUGCUAUGAAUAUUGUUAAUGGUUUAGGACCAAAAAUUGUAUCAGGAACUCCUUUAGAAUAUAAAAAGAUGAUAGUCAAAGAUUUCUCGGCGAAGAUCAAAAUGACGAUAUAUAACAAGAAUAGUAAUGUCCGGUUUGUUUUGGAACAUCUAUAGAGGCGGGAAAAUCGAUUAAUGUCAUAAUGACAUGUUCUAAGAAUCUGGCCGAACAAUAUAAACCAACUUACUUUAUUAUUACUUUGCGGAAAAUACGAGUUUGAUAUUGUUGGUGCAAAUAAUGGAUCAAUCUUGGAAUACACUUGGAAAAUCUGAUCAAUAGCAUCCCCUUAAUUUAACAAUAAAGAAUUUAACGCUAUCCAUAUAUAAGGAUCAUCAAGGGGCUAUACAUAUUUUUGAGAAUGUGCGAGAAAGUAUGAGAAUAAAUUAUUACUUGUUCCCGUGAUACUGUAACGAUUACUAUAAUAUUACUGCGCAUUGAUUUAUCAAGCUAUGAUCAAAAAAUAAAAGCACACUUUGCUUCAC